AUGCAACUCGACGCCUUCGUAACGAGAACGAGCGGCCUGCUCUCUCGGAUAGCAGCUUCCGCCAGCUUCUCACUCAAGUCCGAUCAGGCCACUUUCAACCGGGCCCUGGUCUCAUGGCUCAAGGACCCCGACUCCAGCCUACCCAACGGUCACAUUACCGGCCUUUGCUGCUCAAGCCUUCUGUCCAUCCAGUUCCCAGACGAGUCCAGAGGCAACGACAUCAUCCCCGAGUUCCGCAGUUUCGUACUAGCAGCAUCUCUAGCACACCGUGGACGGAGGAACAGCAAGGGCAGCAGCUCACGCCAAAAGCAGGCGUAUCCCGCACGCCACGAGUCCCGAUCUCAUCUGAUCAGGAGGCUGGAUGGCAUCCUAACCCCCCAAUAUCUCUCUAAUCUCUCCCCAGAGCCAUGCCAGGUCCUCUUCCAUCUGGUGCUUGGAGCUGUUCUGGGAAUGGGAUAUUCACCAUCGCCUACCACCACCAUCACCACCUUCAACUCCUCGUCGUCGAGUACUUCCCCUUCGAAUCUCCUCAGCUCCGAGUUCCAGCAGAGUCCAACACUAUGGCUGUCCACGAAGAACCAACUGGUCCGCACGCUCGCCCAAGAUCUUGUCUUUCUAGGAUCCACCAAGCUCGGAAUCAACCUCGAGGGAACAACGGACCUGGAGCAGCUCAUCAUCGACACGGCGAUCAGCAGGUGGAACGAAAUGGAGUCGCGCAUCUGGGUUGAUAGCAUCGCCGAGAAGGCCUCGACCUCGACAGGUUCUUCACAAGAACCACAACAACCGAAGCCAGCCUCCUCGUCAUCACCAUCAUCAUCAUCAUCAAGCUCCCCAAGCAAGUCCUCCGGUUGCGAUUGCCAAAGACGACAGUCUUCAUCUUCCACCGCCACCAGGUCACCAGCAGAAGCAAAAGACGACGACCUCCUAGACCAAGACCGAAACCCGCCCUACUGGGAAGAUCCACCACCUACUCCUCCUCCGCCCACCGUCGAGCCGACGCUCAUUCCCGUCAUGCCACCAUACCAUGACACACCACACGCCCACUUCCAGUUCCAAUUUCAAGCAGCAGCAGCGCCCAGCCAUUGCACGUCGUCAUCGUGGUCGGAGAACCCAGCAUCGUACUUGGAGAUGACGGAUGAGCCCGAGAGUUAUUACCUGGCUACUGCGAAUGAAAACAACAAGAGAGGGAGAGCGUCGCCACCUAUGCCGACGACAACGAUGGGGAUGCCGAGGUCGAUGACGGAUCCAUUUCCUUUGGGGAGUCCGGCUGAGGACUUUGGUUCAUGGCGAAAGGUAAAAAGGCGAACGAUGUGGGUGGUACGGACGAUUGAUGCAGGUGAUCAAGGACAGAUAGGCGUUCAUGCUCGGUUGCGGGGGAGGGAAGUCAAUGAUUUUGGGGUGUUUGUGUAA
Molecule: messenger RNA, 1410 nt
Organism: Neurospora tetraspora
Lineage: Eukaryota; Fungi; Ascomycota; Sordariomycetes; Sordariales; Sordariaceae
Exons: 2
Coding region: 1-1410 (469 amino acids)
Source: RefSeq, a predicted model, not a curated record